AUGGCCAAUGAGAAGCCAAAGGAAGGCAUCAAGACUGAAAAAAACGACCACAUUAAUUUGAAGGUGGCAGGGCAAGAUGGUUUGGCGGUGCAAUUUAAGAUUAAGAGGCACACACCACUUGGUAAACUAAUGAAAGCCUAUUGUGAACGACAGGACACACCUGCACGGUUGGAAAUGGAGGAUGAAGAUAAAAUUGAUGUAUUCCAGCAGCAGGCAGGAGAUGCUGACUGA
Molecule: messenger RNA, 231 nt
Organism: Phascolarctos cinereus (koala)
Lineage: Eukaryota; Metazoa; Chordata; Mammalia; Diprotodontia; Phascolarctidae
Source: RefSeq, a predicted model, not a curated record